CCUGUGUCUUUCCGGUUCUGAAUACACAUCAAGCAAGGUAAAUAUGUGAAAGACAAUACUGCUGCUGUCCUCUAAAGAUGCAUUCUUGUCACCUGUCGCGUGGUACUUUUGGUUUAUAGUUUUCCCUUGACUACAUUUCAGUACUGGAGAAUACCUCGGAGAAAUGCUCGGGGCCAGAUAGGACAGCAGCGAGGGAGGCAGACCCUGAGCUCACAGAGGUCUGAGUGGAGGCUGAAGAUGGUCUGAUGGACCGCCGCUUUUUGCUGACCUUCAUCUUCUGUUCAGUCUCGUGGGUUUUCUUCUGGGAGGUGCGCUGGAAGAAAGGCAAGGAAAAUCAGAUUGAAGAAUGGCUCCAGGGGCACAGCCUCUCUGAAUACAAGUAUUUGUUUGAAGAUAUUCAGACUCUGGAGGAGCUCAGUUUGAGUGUGCUAUCUCGACUGGAGGAGGUGGUAAGGGAGAAGCGUCGCUGGAGGGAGAUCACUGAGGCCCACGUGCAGCUGCUCAGAGACUUUGCCUUCCAGGAGUGGCUUUGUUCCCAGAGCCUGGAGCACUACUAUCAUACUCUGAAGACCCUUGGCUGCUCUAACCUGGAUGAUCUAGCACAGUUUGACAGCCAGCUUCAGCUCUCUCUGGCAGCGUGGGGCUAUUACUACGAAGAUUACAUUAAACUGUCUACAGGUGUGAGGGUCCUUCUGGCAUCGAAGGGAAGCAGAGAUCAGGACUACGAGAUUCAGCUAGUGCACAGCCUUGCUGAGAGACGGCUGAAUGAGAAGUGGUCUUUUGCAGGAGCUCUGAUAUUUGGCUGUACUGUUGCACUGUGCUUUCUGAUAAGGGACCUCAUGUUUUACGUGAUUGGUGGAAUAACUGUUUCCAUCAUCGCAUUUGUCUUCACCAUCAAGUUCCUGUGUGAGCUUGCUGCUCGUGUGGUCAGCUUCUUACAGAAUGACGACCCUGCCCGACAUGGGGACCGCAGUAUCUAUGACUAUGUGCGGGGUAACUAUCUGGACCCACGCUCAUGCAAAGUGUCCUGGGACUGGAAGGAGCCACAGGAAGUGGGCCAAACCAUGAGUUUCAGAGUACAGCUCUUUUACAAAAAUGGCCAGCCGUUCCCAGCACACAGACCUGUGGGAUUGAGGGUGAACAUCACUCACAUAGAGUUGGCUUUAGAAGUCCCUGUCACUCAGGAGGUCCUUCAAGAGCCAGAAUCCAACAUAGUCAAAGUGGCCUUCACAGUGCGUAAGGCUGGACGCUACGAGGUAGCUGUUAAACUUGGUGGCUUGAAUGUGGCCUACAGCCCUUACUACAAGAUAUUCCAACCAGGUACAGUAGUGCCAUCCAAAACAAAGAUAGCAUAUCACUUCUCCACACUGGUGCUGACCUAUGGUCAGCAGCACACACUGCAGAUAGAACCACGCGAUGAGUACGGCAACCCCACCAGUAAUUCUGUCUCACUUGUGGAUGAGGUCAAUUACAACAUGCAUGUCCACUCAUUAGGCACAGUGGAGGAGGAGAGCUCAGAGGAUUACUAUUGUACUUCUGUAUCAUUAAAUAAGCCGCAGUGUCAGGUUCUGAUGAGGCUCACCUUCAGGAAGAAAGGCUGCUUUAGAGCAUGCAUCUCAUACUGGGACCAGCCCCUCAACAAUGGGGAGUUUGACAUCAUUGUUCUUAGUGAAAAUGAGAAGAACUGUGUGGAGAAAAACGUGUCUACCCCAGGUAUCAGCAUCUACUUUGAGGCCUACCUCUACAACAUGGGCAAUUACAGUAGCUGUCCCUGGCAGUUCCCAGCAUCCUCUCAGCUGGCCCUGCAGAGACGGCCCUCCAUGGCCGAUGAGGAGGAGGAACAUGACUCUCCUGUAGAGGGCCAGUCAGAGAAGAUCAAGAAACCAAAAAAGGUCUACUGCUAUAUAUCACCAAAGCAAUUCUCUGUGAAGGAGUUUUACCUGAAAAUUAUUCCCUGGCGUCUUUUCACCUUCCGUGUGUGCCCUGGAACUAAGUUCACAUACCACGGACCAGACCCUGUUCACAAGUACCUGACACUGGUGGUGGAUGAUGGGUUCCAGCCUCCAGUAGAGCUAAGCUGUAAGGACAGGAACAUCAUGGCUGCUACCUUCAUCCGGUUUCUGCACAAGAACAUCGGAGGAUCAGAGACAUUUCAGGACAAGGUGAACUUUUUCCAGCGUGAGCUGAGACACAUUCACUCUAAGAGACCUCGUACCAAAACCUGCCUGAAAAUCAGCCGUCAUUUACUCCUCGAGUCUUCUUUAAAGGCCACCAGGAACUUUUCAGUGUCUGAUUGGAGUAAGAACUUUGAAGUUGUGUUCCAGGAUGAGGAGGCUCUGGACUGGGGAGGGCCGAGACGUGAGUGGUUUGAGCUCAUCUGUAAGGCUCUAUUUGAUACCAAUAACCAGCUCUUCACACGCUUUAGUGACAACAACCAGGGCUUGGUCCACCCAAAUGCUGAGCGUCCCCCUCAUCUGAGGGUGAAGAUGUAUGAGUUUGCAGGGCGAGUGGUGGGGAAGUGUUUAUAUGAGUCAACUUUAGGCGGGGCCUACAAGCAGCUGGUACGAGCACGGUUCACCCGCUCCUUCUUGGCUCAGAUUAUUGGUUUACGGAUGAACUAUAAGUACUUUGAAACAGACGAUGAGGAAUUUUACAAAACAAAGGUCUGCUUUAUACUGAACAAUGACGUCAGUGAAAUGGAUCUGGUGUUUGCCGAAGAGAAAUACAGCAAGUCAGGACAGCUGGAGAAGGUGGUGGAAUUGAUAUCUGGUGGUGCUCAGAUUGCUGUGACCAAUGACAAUAAAAUUCACUACUUGAACCUUCUGGCCCAGUACAGACUAGCCAGUCAGGUGCGAGAAGAGGUAGAGCAUUUCCUCAAAGGUUUGAAUGAACUCGUCCCUGAAAACCUUCUGGCCAUAUUUGAUGAGAAUGAGUUGGAGUUGUUGAUGUGUGGCACAGGAGACAUUAACGUGCAGGACUUCAAAGCUCAUGCUGUAAUUGUUGGAGGGUCAUGGCACUUCAGAGAAAAGGUGAUGAAGUGGUUCUGGGCAGUGGUGUCAUCCUUCACACAGGAAGAGUUGGCACGCUUGUUGCAGUUCACCACUGGCUCCUCGCAGCUCCCACCCGGUGGCUUCAACACGCUCUGCCCCUCCUUCCAGAUCAUAGCAGCUCCCACACACAGCACGCUGCCAACCGCACACACCUGUUUUAACCAGCUGUGCCUCCCAACAUAUGACUCCUAUGAGGAGCUCCACAAGUUGUUGAAGCUGGCCAUCAGCGAAGGGAGCGAGGGCUUUGGGAUGCUCUGAACAUCUGACCAGCUCAGACCCCCCUUUCCCCCUUAUGGACAUGUCACCCCAGUGUACCAUGUAACAGGAGGACUCGGAUCACAAGAUGCCUCUGGGAGGAUUCAGGAGUUAUGUACAUAUGUAUUUAAAACGAUUGUACAACAAAAACAUGAAAAAGAAAAAAGCUCAUUUGAAUUUUAUUUAGUUGCCUCAGUGCAGGCAUAAAUAAAUGGCCUAAUUAAGUGUCAAGAUGCUUGUUUUGCAUUUGGCAUGAACUAAACUGGAUUUUUGUAUGGUACAUUGUAGUCUAGAGAUAUCAGGAAUGACUGCAUACUCACUGCACUUUGGCCUUAACUGAUCAGGGAAGGUUGUGUAUAUAACUGAUAUUUCAUUGUGUGUUUUGUUUAAACAGUGUAUACAUAUUUUCCCUGUAAUUGUUAAUUUGUUCUUAUUUAUAAAGAAAGGACCUUAGACAUGUUAUCACUUACAACGUUCUCCUCUUCUAAUGUUUUUUUUUUUUCAUUUAAUGCAGAUUACAUAAAUCAUAAAAUACGUUUAUAAAAUGUUUGCUCUCCUCAUUGAGCCCCUUACUAUACAUUUGGACAAUAAUCAUUACUGAACAUAUGAGUAUGAGCAUAUAAACAUAAAGGCGUGCAUUUAAAGUAGUUAGUGCUAAAAUAUUAUAAUUCAAGGACUCAUCAAGAACCCUACCUGUUGCAAAACUAUAUGGUACUUAAACUUCUAUUUACUGUUAUUCUGACAUCUUUGGGCAACAUCUAUGCACCAUACCAACAGGCCCAAAUAACCUGAUAACACUGGGUUUUGCUUGUUUCUUACAUAAUUGAUUGCUGUGUUAAAAUUAUCAUGGUUCUGUUAAUGCCCAUGUUUAGCCUAAAGCAAAAGUACAGUACUAGAAAAUUAAAGAAGAAUGAAAUCAAACCAUUGGUGAACAUUACUGACCUGUUUUCAAUAGAGCCUUUAGCAAUACUGUAAGAGGUCACAUAAAUCUGUAGGGUCAUUUUGUGACCACUACAAACCAUUUGCAGGGACAACAGAAAUGCUAAAACAUGAUUACCCUGAUGUUACACUGUGCUUUUGCCUGUCUCACUCUCACUUGUUUUAAAUGUAUAUAAUGUAAUAUAAUGUGGAGGGGUUUGAAUUGAAAUAAUUUUAAAUUUUUCUUUUUCCAUGAAGUUUGCCUUUUGGGUUUCAAAAUGAAUAUUUGUUUGCAGAUUGCUACAGUUUACCUGGUAUUUAUGCAACAAAAUAAAAAGCAGAAAAUCUA
Myxocyprinus asiaticus (Chinese sucker) is the source of this 4572-nucleotide messenger RNA. RefSeq names its product apoptosis resistant E3 ubiquitin protein ligase 1 (gene arel1). NCBI's taxonomy places the organism in Eukaryota, Metazoa, Chordata, Actinopteri, Cypriniformes, Catostomidae. Gene Ontology annotation, biological process: protein polyubiquitination; negative regulation of apoptotic process; proteasome-mediated ubiquitin-dependent protein catabolic process. The coding region runs from base 246 to 3308 and encodes 1020 amino acids. The record is from RefSeq and is a predicted model, not a curated record. Gene Ontology annotation, molecular function: ubiquitin-protein transferase activity. The transcript has 22 exons.